This is a messenger RNA of Diceros bicornis minor, 1803 nucleotides long. RefSeq names its product polo like kinase 5 (inactive) (gene PLK5). The transcript is spliced from 15 exons. Gene Ontology annotation, molecular function: protein binding; protein serine/threonine kinase activity; ATP binding. The record is from RefSeq and is a predicted model, not a curated record. Gene Ontology annotation, cellular component: spindle pole; centrosome; nucleus. Gene Ontology annotation, biological process: protein phosphorylation; mitotic cell cycle; regulation of cytokinesis. NCBI's taxonomy places the organism in Eukaryota, Metazoa, Chordata, Mammalia, Perissodactyla, Rhinocerotidae. Bases 1 to 1770 code for a protein of 589 amino acids.
AUGGAGCCCGGGCCGCGGCGGCGGCGCGGUUGCCGCCCGCUGGUCUCCGUGUUCCUGCGCGACCCGGGCUCGGGGCGCGUCUACAGGCGCGGGAAGCUGAUCGGCAAGGGCGCCUUCAGCCGCUGCUACAAGCUGACUGACUUGUCCACCAGCGCUGUGUUCGCCCUCAAGGUGGUGCCUCGGGCCGGGGGCGGGGCCGGGCAUCUGCGCACCGGUGGGAAGGUGGAACGCGAGAUCGCCCUGCACAGCCGCCUGCGACACCACAACAUCGUGGCCUUCCACGGACACUUCGCUGACCGGGACCACGUGUACAUGGUGUUAGAGUACUGCAGCCGCCAGUCCCUGGCCCACGUGCUGGAGGCGCGGCGGACGCUGACGGAGCCCGAGGUACGCUACUACCUGCGGGGCCUGGUCAGCGGCCUGCGCUACCUGCACCAGCGGCGCAUCGUGCACCGGGACCUGAAACUCAGUAACUUCUUCCUGAGCAAGAACAUGGAGGUGAAGAUCGGAGACCUGGGGCUGGCCGCCAGGGUAGGGCCUGGGGGCCACUGCCACAGAGUGCUCUGCGGGACCCCAAACUUCCUGGCCCCAGAAGUCGUCUCCAGGAACGGGCACUCUUGCCAGUCGGACAUCUGGGCUCUGGGCUGCGUCAUGUACCUGGUGCUGACUGGCGCCCCUCCCUUCGUGGCUGCGCCCCUGGCGGAGAUGUACCAGAACAUCCGCGACGGCCGCUACCCCGAGCCCGCCCACCUGUCACCCAACGCACGCCGCCUCAUCGCCUGCCUGCUGGCGCCCAACCCUGCCGAGCGGCCCAGCCUGGACCUCCUCCUGCAGGAUGACUUCUUUACGCAGGGUUUCACUCCGGACUGGCUGCCAGCCCACUCCUGCCACAGCCCGCCCGUCUUCGCCAUCCCCCAGGCCCUGGGCAGGCUUUUCCGGAAGGUGAGCCGGCUGCUGCUGGCUCAGUGCCGGCCGCCCUGCCCCUUCACUCCUAACGAGGCCUCGGGUCCCGGAGAAGAUGGUCCCCAGCCUGACCCCGUGGAGUGGGCCAGUGAGGCCUCCCUGUUCGAGAGGGGGUCUCCCCGCCCCGAGGUCCCCAUCCACCUGCUCUCCCAGGGGACACUCACGAGUGACCCAGCGGGGCCCCAGGGGAGCCCGAGGCAGGACGUGGAGGCGGCCAUCAGAAGACUGCAGCUCUGCCUGGACCCCGGCCCCCCAGCCACGCAGGAUCUCCCCAGGAAAGCAGUGCCCCCCCCCCGGGCCCCCAAGGGGGUGGAUUAUUCCAGCAAGUACAGCUUUGGCUACCAGCUGUCGGAUGGGGGUAGUGGUGUCCUGUUUUGGGAUGGCACCCACAUGGCCCCGUGCCCCCCGGGGGGCCAAGUCUGCUACGUGCGGGACCGUGGGAAGCUGGAAACCUACGCCCUGAGGGACGUGCCCGGCCUGCUGGGCGCCAAGCUGGCCGUCCUGAGGCUCUUGGUCUGCUACACAGAGCAGCGGCUGUGGGAGAAGGGGGACCUGCCCACGCCCGGCCGGCCCCGGCCUCUGCUGAGCGUCCGAGCGGGCUCUGCUCCUGCUCACCUGCAGGUCACCUGCAGUGGCGACCAGGCUCAACUGAUGCUGAGCAGUGGGGGUGAGGAGUUGCUGCUCACAGUCUGGGAACGGGGCAAGCCUGGCACCUCCUACCCACUGGGCAUCCUGCGGACACACGGCUGUGCCCUGACUGCCCGCCAGCACCUGCACCACACUCUCUGCAUGCUGCAGAGCAUCUAGCACCUCCAAGGGUCAGAGUGGACCUCUGCAUGA